AAACACUUUGAGAUUGAAUGCGGCCCCGUUUCCGCAUCGUUCCCGGAAACUGACAGUCAUGUGAUUUUUCUUUACGUUUGUCGCCAAACAUCCGAUUCGGUUUUUGGUCCGUUUCGUCUUCUUUCUGCCCGUCCAGGACUCCACGGAACUCCUCGUCUCCUUCAGCCUCAUGGACGAAACGAGUCCGCUCGUGUCUCCGCUUCGAGACUCCGGUUCUACGGAGCCCGGCAGCCCGCGGGGCACCUUUGGCAGCACGCCGGGCUCCGUGGUCCGUCUGCCGGCCGGAAGUCCGGAGCGUAACCGGGAGAGGCAGCCGCUGCUGGAGCGGGAACGCGGCAGCUCGUCGCGGGAACCGCACAGGAACGAGUUCCCGGAGGACCCCGAGUUCCGAGAAAUCAUCCGUAAAGCCGAGCGAGCCAUCGAGGGCGGGAUCUACCCGGAGAGGAUCUACCAGGGAUCCAGCGGCAGCUACUUCGUCAAAGACUCGCAGGGGAUCAUUGGUGUCUUCAAACCGAAGAAUGAAGAGCCCUAUGGACAACUGAACCCCAAGUGGACAAAGUGGCUCCAGAAACUUUGUUGUCCAUGCUGUUUUGGUCGUGACUGUUUGGUGUUGAAUCAGGGUUACUUAUCGGAGGCUGGAGCCAGCCUGGUCGAUCAGAAGCUGGAGCUAAAUAUUGUUCCCAGGACAAAGGUAGUGUAUUUGGCCAGUGAAACAUUCAACUACAGUGCCAUAGACAGGGUCAAGUCUCGAGGAAAAAGGCUGGCUCUGGAGAAGGUGCCUAAAGUGGGCCAGUGCUUCCACAGGAUUGGACUCCCUCCGAAGGUCGGCUCUUUCCAGCUUUUUGUCGACGGAUACAAGGAUGCUGACUUCUGGCUGCGGAGGUUUGAAGCGGAGCCUUUGCCUGAGAAUACUAAUCGCCAACUCCAGCUGCAGUUUGAGCGGCUUGUAAUCCUCGAUUACAUCAUCAGGAACACAGACAGGGGAAAUGACAACUGGCUCCUGAAGUAUGACUGUCCCAUGGACUCUUCUGGGAACAGGGACACAGACUGGGUUUUGGUCAAAGAUCCCAUCAUCAAGCUGGCAGCCAUUGACAACGGUCUGGCCUUCCCCCUCAAACACCCGGACUCCUGGAGAGCCUACCCAUUCUACUGGGCGUGGCUUUCUCAGGCCAAAGUUCCUUUCUCCCUGGAGAUACAGGAACUAGUUGUACCUAAACUGUCAGACCCUAAUUUCAUCAAAGACCUAGAGGAAGACCUCUACGAGCUGUUCAAGAAAGACCCCGGCUUUGACAGAGGACAGUUCUGCAAACAAGUCGCUGUCAUGAGGGGACAGAUCCUGAACUUGUGCCAAGCGCUGAAGGAUGGUAAGACGCCUCUGCAGCUGGUCCAGAUGCCCCCGGUCAUCGUAGAGACAGCCAGGGCGCCGCAGAGAGCCAACAGCGAGUCCUACACCCAGAGCUUCCAGAGCAGACGACCCUUCUUCACCUGGUGGUAGAGGCAGGUGGGAGUAGACGCUGUGCUGCCUUUGGACACUGUUAGCAAGCCAGAGGAUGAAGACUUCUUCAUGCCGAAGAAGAUGAUUAAACUUUAAUCUUCCUGUGAAGGAGAGCGUUGAAAAUGUUCUGUAAGAUGUCUUUGGACUGUUGUCCCCUUUUGUCUUGGAUGUGCUGCUUUCUGUUGAGUUUGUAGCAGAAGGGGUGGAGCUAAAUAACAGUAAAAUAACUAUUGCUGUACUGAACUGAUGAGAGUAUUGUGACACGACACUGUAUAAACUGUAAUAUUUAAUGACAGAUUAUAAUUAAAAUGUCUAACGUUAUUGGCAGAGGACUUUCUCUCCCCUCACAAA
Molecule: messenger RNA, 1846 nt
Organism: Thalassophryne amazonica
Lineage: Eukaryota; Metazoa; Chordata; Actinopteri; Batrachoidiformes; Batrachoididae
Gene: pi4k2a
Product: phosphatidylinositol 4-kinase type 2 alpha
Exons: 9
Coding region: 170-1495 (441 amino acids)
Biological process (GO): endosome organization; Golgi organization; phosphatidylinositol phosphate biosynthetic process
Cellular component (GO): endosome; trans-Golgi network; plasma membrane
Molecular function (GO): 1-phosphatidylinositol 4-kinase activity
Source: RefSeq, a predicted model, not a curated record